This is a messenger RNA of Lonchura striata (white-rumped munia), 3676 nucleotides long. The record is from RefSeq and is a predicted model, not a curated record. NCBI's taxonomy places the organism in Eukaryota, Metazoa, Chordata, Aves, Passeriformes, Estrildidae.
GCCGGGACUGCGCAGCACCCCCGGGCUCCCGGGCCAGCCGCUGCCUCGCUCCGGCCCCUCCCGGAGAGUUCGGACCCCGGAGCACGGAGUGGGGACGCACUCCUACGUUUUCGGACAGGAGCAGCGCCGACGGGCCCAGCAACAUGUCCUACGUGAAGGAGACCGUGGACAGGCUGCUCCGAGGCUACGACAUCCGCCUCCGCCCUGACUUCGGAGGUCCGCCCGUGGAUGUGGGCAUGCGGAUAGAGAUCGCCAGCAUCGACGUGGUCUCGGAAGUCAACAUGGACUACACCUUGACCAUGUACUUUCAGCAGUCCUGGAGGGAUAAAAGGCUCUCUUACUCUGGAAUUCCUUUGAACUUAACUCUGGACAACAGAGUGGCUGACCAGCUCUGGGUGCCGGACACGUAUUUCCAAAAUGACAAGAAAUCAUUUGUCCAUGGGGUGACGGUGAAAAACCGAAUGAUUCGGCUCCAUCCAUAUGGGACGGUCCUUUAUGGCCUACAGAUCACAACAACAGCAGCUUGCAUGAUGGAUCUACGCAGAUAUCCUCUGGAUGAACAAAACUGCACACUAGAAAUUGAAAGUUAUGGAUACACUACUGAUGAUAUUGAAUUUUACUGGAAUGGAGGAGAGUCAGCAGUAACAGGAGUUAAUAACAUCGAGCUCCCACAAUUUUCUAUUGUGGAUUACAAGAUGGUGUCAAAGAGAGUGGAAUUUACAACAGGGGCAUAUCCUCGACUAUCACUUAGCUUCCGGCUUAAAAGAAAUAUUGGAUACUUCAUUUUGCAAACUUAUAUGCCUUCCACACUGAUCACAAUUCUGUCAUGGGUGUCUUUUUGGAUCAAUUACGAUGCCUCUGCAGCCAGAGUUGCUUUAGGAAUCACAACUGUGCUGACCAUGACCACCAUCAGCACCCACCUCAGGGAGACCUUGCCAAAGAUUCCCUAUGUCAAAGCAAUAGAUAUUUACCUGAUGGGAUGCUUUGUGUUUGUGUUCCUGGCCUUGCUGGAAUAUGCCUUUUUAAACUACAUAUUCUUUGGGAAAGGACCUCAACGUCAAAAAAAGACAGCAAGCAGAGCAGGACAUGCUACAGGAGAGAAGAGCAGACUGGAAACAAAUAGAGUCCAGGUAAAAUAUUCAAGCUAUCUUUUCAAACAUUACUUUUACUGUGAAAAUGUUCAUUUAUAUGAUGACAGAGAUAAAUACAGGUAGAACACAUGUGCAAAAGCAUUUAAGAUUGCCUACAGAAAAAUUGUAUUUUAAGGAGAUUGCAAAAUGCAUGGUCUGUUCCAUAUUCAAGUGAAAACAGAGUAAGAAAACACAGAAAAAAUGCACAUGAAUAUUCAGGACACAUAUUCUUUCUUCUUUGUAUUUCUUGCAGAAGAAAUACAAGGUGUACAAGGAAGUUAAAUAUCUACCACUUCAAGUGUAUUUUUUUUUUUUUUUGCUUUAGAAUGUGGUAUAGAAGAAAUGUUUAUAAUAGAAGUCCCUCUUUACAUACAGAAACUUCACCAAAAAUAAAAAGCAUAGACAAGCUCUGUUGCUUCAGUGAGCCCUGACCUUCGAGGGACACAAGGAUGCUGCUGCUAGGUUAUAACAGCUUUCAUAGAUGUCAGGAUUUUUCCCUCAGCUAAAUUCAGGCACACCACAACUAUCCCCUCUUUCAGAAACAAGUCAGAAAACCUUCAGGAAGUAAUACUGUUGACAUAUUUUAAGGAGGAUGAGUUUAAUUUUGCAAUACAUCACUGAGCACUUGCAAGCAUCUAUAAAUCUAUUUCACUUUUUCCCAGUUUUUCAGAAACAAAUCCUUUAAAGCCUCAGGUGUAUUUGGCCCAGUCUGACUCAGAGGAAAAAGUAUAUACUAACAAGCCAAAAAUUUUCUUCCUUCCUGUGCUUUACUUACAAUAUAUUACAUCCAAGUAUUAAUGAGAUCUUGCCCAGGCUGUCCUAUAAACUUCUUUACUGUUGUGGCCUAACCUUUGGACAGAACUGUAUUUGAGCCCUCUGUUCAGUUUGAAGAAUGAGACCAACACAUAAAACUCUAAGAAGUAAGCCUUCAUCCUGAUAGAUGGCUACAGUGUCACAAACACAUCAGAAAGUUCAUUUCAGAAACUCUGUAAUAUCUUAUUAAUUCUAGAGCUGUGUCUUUGGUGUCCCACCACUACAGCUAUGCAUCAUUAACAAAGCCAUCAUAGUCUCAGUAAACUCAUAAGCCCCUUAAAAGUUUUUACUUACAUUUGCCUUCUGUCCCGUUGUGUAGGAGAUGCUUUAUUACAGUGAGGGCACAAAUUCAGUUCAGGCAAUCAGCAGUCUCCAAGACCCCACAAAGUACUGUCUUCCACAGAGCAGAGGAGAUAAGCCACCCCAGUAUGGAUUGUCAUGCACAGACAUUGUCCAUCCAUUUCUAUGAAAAAUAAGGAAGGGAAAAAAACAACAUAACCCACAAAUUCUGACCAGCUACCUCAACAGCUCCUGAGAUAACCCAGCCUAGGUGAGAAGCAGCACAGCAAGGAUUCAUGAUGAAGAGGAAAUCAAGACUUCUUCAGAGGUCAGCCUUGGCUACUUGUGCCCCAGUGAAAUGAGUAAAGGAUAAGGGUGCAGGUAAGUUCUUCUCCUAUGUAUUUGGAGAGUUUGUUUAACUAACAAAAUGCCAUAACUCAUAACUAAAAGCUUUUGUCUAAAUGUUAUGCAGCAAAUAUUACACUGAGAUUCGUACUCAGAAUGGGAUGGAAAGUUUUUAAAGCACCACAUUGCAUACACCAUCAUUUUUCUGAUAGAAAAAGGAAGUCAUACAUGCUUUGUACCAGGAUUUCUAGAUGCUCACACUUCAGACAGCAAUCCCAUUCUGAGAAUGAGAGUGCUUUAAGUGAACAGACUGCUUUCUGCCUGUACAGUGCAGGUUUGUGAUUGUAAAUACAUAUAUAUGCACACAUAUACAUAAACACACACGUGAAUGGAUAUCGGUGAAUUUUGUGUUCCACAUACUGAUGUGAGAGAUUGUGAACAUUAAUUUUACUCAGCACAGAAAUGCUGAUUUCCAACAGUUGUAUUUCUGUCUUUGGCAGGAAGAGUGCACAUGACCAGAGCAGUGGGACACAGCAAGGUUAUGUGACCUCCACUGAAACAGCUUCCAGCCCCUCUCCAUCAUUUUUUGAGAUUUUUCACUGGUAAUGAUGCCUGCACCAGAGCAGGGGAAAGUCAUUUUUUGAACAUAAAAGAAGUACAGUUGUAAGUAUGUAUAGCUAUAGGACAUUUUUUCCCUUUUACUCUUGGCCCACACCACUUGUCCAUACAGGGACCUGUAACUGUUAGAAGAUAUGUGACAGUGCUUCAUCUCUUUGUGCCAGGUGAAGAUACCGAGCAUUCCCAUCUGACAUACAACUCCAAAGACUAAAAGAGUUCAAAUUCCUCCACCAGAUAACACAAGCUUUCAAUGGGUGAGCAACACUCAGCAAACUGACCAUGAUAUUAACAGUAUAGAGAAGACCAGAUGAAAAAUGAAACAGAACUGUUGUUUCAUAGGUGGCUGUUCCAUGCUCUACAGACUGAAGAAGAUGGAAAUAAAGUCUCUCCAGCUUCACAAUUUAUGCAAUUUUUAUUUUUAAUAUACAAAAACUAUUAAUUUGUAGCAAACAAUCUUUCUGUUUCUCUGAAUAAAGUAAAAGGACUGUUUA